GGGAGAAAAAGAAACACUGUCAGCUUUUCAGUUCUUUGUGAGGAGAGAAAUAAUAAUUAGCCUCAACUCAAGCUCCCUCCCUCUCACCAAGAACCGAAAUCGACAUUUGUUUCUCUCUGCGGUCUUCUCUGAAAUUUUCUCAAACCCUAUAACAAUCUCAAACUGGUAUCAUCUCAAAUACUUAAGCAACCUUCACUAUUUCGUCUAAGCAGCUUGUUUGAAACAGAAUAAGUUUCAAAAAAUGAUAAAGAUUUUCGGAUUUUAAGAAAUGAAGAAUUUGCGAUGGUUUAAGCAGAUAUCAAAUUUUAGCAACAGAGGAGAAAUUAGAAGAAGGAGAAACGAAGAAGAAAGUAAAAGAGGAUCGGUAUCAUGGUCAAAAUAUUUAGUAUCAAGUGGAGGAGAAAUUAAAGGAGAAGGGGAAGAAGAAUGGAGUGCAGAUAUGUCGCAGCUGUUAAUAGGCAACAAGUUUGCAUCAGGUAGACAUAGUAGAAUUUACAAAGGUAUUUAUAAACAAACUGAAGUAGCUAUUAAGUUAAUUAGUCAGCCCGAAGAAGAUCAGAAUUUAGCUAACCUUUUGGAAAAUCAAUUUAAUUCUGAAGUUACUUUACUUUUUCGGCUUCAACAUCCCAAUAUCGUCACUUUUGUUGCAGCAUGCAAGAAGCCUCCUGUAUUUUGCAUCAUCAUGGAGUAUUUGGCGGGUGGAUCUUUAAAGAAAUACCUUCAUCAGCAAGAGCCCCAUUCGGUUCCGCUCGACUUAGUUCUAAAAUUUGCCCUUGACAUUGCACGAGGAAUGCAUUAUCUUCAUAACCAAGGGAUACUUCAUCGUGAUCUCAAGUCGGAAAAUUUACUUCUUGGGGAAGAUAUGUGUGUGAAGGUUGCAGAUUUUGGAAUCUCCUGUUUAGAAUCUCAAUGUGGCAGCGGCAAGGGAUUUACUGGUACUUACCGUUGGAUGGCACCAGAAAUGAUCAAAGACAAACACCAUACAAAGAAAGUUGAUGUGUACAGUUUCGGUAUUGUGCUCUGGGAGCUGUUAACGGCAUUGACUCCGUUCCAGGACAUGACCCCUGAACAAGCUGCUUUUGCUGUCUCUAGGAAGGUUGAUGCAGAAUGCAAGACCCCCAUUGCCUACUGCUUGCCCGAUGAAGUUAAGUCAUCUUAUCAAUCGAUGCUGGUCAAGUAACCCAGAUAAGCGACCUUACUUCGACGAGAUUAUUUCAAUUCUUGAGGAUUAUUCGGAGGCUUUCGAACAGGAUCCAACGUUUUUCUCUUCCUACGAACCAACCCAGCACAGAACUCUUGUAAAGUCUAUCACUAGGUGUAUCUCUGUCCAUAAAUCUGCUCUGAAAGCCUGAAAUUCUUCUUAGAGAUUUUACGUGCAUGUGCCAUAUUGUUUUCAGUACUCUGAUGCAUUUAUGCUUAGGAAUAUUCUAUAACAUGUUUUUGGUUCCACGAAAACAUCUGUAAACGGAAUGCAAGACAGUUACUUUCCCUGCUGCAAUACAAGUAUGUUCUUGUAAUUGGCCUUAGUCUAUAUCUAAGUCAAGUAACCACAUGUUUGUGACUCGAAA
This is a messenger RNA of Papaver somniferum (opium poppy), 1568 nucleotides long. RefSeq names its product serine/threonine-protein kinase HT1-like. The coding region runs from base 269 to 1180 and encodes 303 amino acids. The transcript is spliced from 3 exons. Gene Ontology annotation, molecular function: protein kinase activity; ATP binding. NCBI's taxonomy places the organism in Eukaryota, Viridiplantae, Streptophyta, Magnoliopsida, Ranunculales, Papaveraceae. The record is from RefSeq and is a predicted model, not a curated record. Gene Ontology annotation, biological process: protein phosphorylation.